Molecule: messenger RNA, 2175 nt
Organism: Peromyscus eremicus (cactus mouse)
Lineage: Eukaryota; Metazoa; Chordata; Mammalia; Rodentia; Cricetidae
Product: intestinal-type alkaline phosphatase 1-like
Exons: 11
Coding region: 1-1665 (554 amino acids)
Biological process (GO): dephosphorylation
Cellular component (GO): plasma membrane
Molecular function (GO): alkaline phosphatase activity
Source: RefSeq, a predicted model, not a curated record
AUGCAGGGAGACCGGGUGCUGCCAUUGUUCUUGUUGGGUCUCAGGAUACAACUCUCCUUUGGUGUCAUCCCAGUGGAGGAGGAGAAGCCAGCCUUCUGGAACCAAAAGGCAGCCGAGGCCCUGGAUGCUGCCAAGAAGCUGCAGCCCAUUCAGACGUCAGCCAAGAACCUCAUCAUCUUCCUGGGGGACGGGAUGGGGGUGCCCACAGUGACAGCCACCAGGAUCCUAAAGGGACAGUUGGAAGGUCAUCUAGGACCUGAGACACCCCUAGCCAUGGACCGCUUCCCAUACAUGGCUCUGUCCAAGACAUACAACGUGGACAGACAGGUCCCAGACAGUGCAGGCACAGCCACCGCCUAUCUCUGUGGGGUCAAGGCCAACUACAAGACCAUCGGCUUGAGCGCAGCUGCCCGAUUCAACCAGUGCAACACCACAUUUGGCAAUGAGGUCAUCUCAGUGAUGUAUCGUGCCAAACAAGCAGGAAAGUCUGUGGGAGUGGUGACCACCACCAGGGUGCAGCACGCCUCUCCAGCUGGCACCUACGCGCACACGGUGAACCGUGACUGGUACUCGGAUGCAGAAAUGCCUCCUUCUGCAGUGCAGGAGGGCUGCAAGGACAUUGCCACGCAACUCGUUUCCAACAUGGACAUUGAUGUGAUUCUCGGUGGAGGUCGCAAGUUCAUGUUUCCCAAGGGGACACCAGACCCUGAGUACUCAAAUGACACUGCCCAAUAUGGAACCAGGCUGGAUGGACAGAACCUCGUACAGGCGUGGCUGGCAAAGCACCAGGGGGCCCGGUAUGUUUGGAACCGCACGGAGCUCAUUCAGGUGUCCCAGGACCCCACAGUGACUCACCUCAUGGGCCUCUUUGAACCAGCAGAAAUGAAAUAUGACGUCUACCGAGACACUACCCAGGACCCCUCCCUGGCAGAGAUGACAGAGGUGGCCGUGCGCAUGCUGAGCAGGAACCCCCGAGGCUUCUACCUCUUUGUGGAAGGGGGUCGUAUUGACCAAGGCCAUCAUGCGGGCACGGCCUACCUGGCACUAACUGAGGCCGUCAUGUUCGACUCGGCCAUUGACAAAGCGGACCAGCUCACCAGUGAGCAGGACACCAUGAUCCUUGUCACUGCUGACCACUCCCACGUCUUCUCCUUUGGUGGCUACACACUUCGGGGGACCUCCAUCUUCGGUCUGGCUCCACUCAACGCUCUAGACGGCAAAUCCUACACCUCCAUUCUCUACGGCAACGGCCCAGGCUACGCUCUUGAUUCAGGAGUCCGGCCCAAUGUCAACAGUACUGAGAGCGGUGAGCCCUCGUACCGGCAGCAGGCGGCUGUACCGCUGUCCUCAGAGACCCACGGCGGGGAGGACGUGGCGAUAUUCGCGCGUGGCCCGCAGGCACACCUGGUGCACGGAGUGCAGGAGCAGAACUACAUCGCGCACGUCAUGGCCUUUGCAGGCUGCCUGGAGCCCUACACCGACUGCGGCCUGGCGCCCCCUGCCGGCCAGAGCCCCACCACCACCCCGGGCCGGACCAUCACCACCCUGGGCCAGAGAGAGACUGAAGUUAGAAAUAGCGCAGUCGGCCAGGCCACUGUCUUGCUGUCUCUGAAACUGCUGGUCAGCACACUGCUAUUAGUAGGGACCGUCAUGGUGACAUCCUGAUGGUCCAGUCCCCCGCUGGGCUCCUCCCCAGGGUCCCACCGCUGGUUCCUUUCACACACACGCCCCCACUAUGGUUUCCUUUGCCCUGUCUAUCCCAUGUUCACCAUGCUCCACCCUAGGUCUCUGCGGGGUUUUGCGCCCCAGUUUGGUAGUUCUCGUAUCAGAUGUUGAGACACCAGUUUAGCCCACAGCUUUAGCGGCCACCUCUGAGAGGACACUCUGAGCUUUAUAACCUGGCCCAGGGCUUCUGCUUCUCUCCUGGCUGUCUCUGGAGUGGGAGAUACCGAAUGGUACUCAAGAGGCUGAGGCCCAGGGUUGCCCUAGACUCCCCUUCACACCAUCACCCUUUAUGGGGACCCAGGUAACUUAGCUUUUCAGGCCUUGGCUUGCUCCCAUGCUCUUUCCAUGAAAGGAAGCCAAGCAGAGAUCCAGGAGGCUGUGGGGUCUCUGCAAGCAGCCCAAAGCAGCCUUUGGCCUCCACCCCUGUCCAUCUCAGGCUGCACAUAGAAA